This is a messenger RNA of Acanthochromis polyacanthus (spiny chromis), 3620 nucleotides long. It is a transcript of the gene s1pr2, whose product is annotated as sphingosine-1-phosphate receptor 2. Gene Ontology annotation, molecular function: sphingosine-1-phosphate receptor activity. The transcript is spliced from 2 exons. The record is from RefSeq and is a predicted model, not a curated record. Gene Ontology annotation, biological process: sphingosine-1-phosphate receptor signaling pathway. Bases 579 to 1694 code for a protein of 371 amino acids. NCBI's taxonomy places the organism in Eukaryota, Metazoa, Chordata, Actinopteri, Pomacentridae. Gene Ontology annotation, cellular component: membrane.
UGUUUACGCGCGUGUGAGUGUGUGUGUGAGCGCGUAUUGUGUGCGCGCCUACAUGACGCUCCGCAGCCCCUUGGAGUCUGUUGUUCCCAGAGAGCAGUAGGACAAUCAGACGAACUGCAGGAUUAGAAGGACAAAAGAGAAAGUGCGUUUUCGUCACUUUUCGGAGGGGGAAAAAAGUCCGUUUUUGUAUUUUUUUUUUUAAAAUCUGGAACCGUCGCUCUUUGUACGGUUUCCGCGGUGGCGCACAGACCGGUAUGGAUUUACCACUGACUAGACAAGACACGCCGUCUAGUCCUCCACCAAAGUUUUGAUUGUCAUCGUGCUUGACGCCGGAGCAGAGGAGAGCGCUGAACUUUUACGCAGCGUUUUGUGGAAAGUGGUGACCACAUGUGAAGACAUUUGGAGGCAAAUAUUUACUGGAACGUGUCUUCGAUGCUCUCUACGAUUUCUCUCAUGGGGUGACCCACACAGAGCUCCAGAGACGUGACUGUAGGACAGGCAGUGUCCCUCCCAGCCCUCUUCCUGUCCUUUCCUUAAAGGCAAUAAUUAUUGGCACAGACCCUCUGCACACUGUGUGAAUGAAUCUUUGCCGUAAAGCCGCUGUGCUCUGCCAUCCUGUCACCAUGAAGAGCAAGUAUUCUGAAUACUACAAUUACAGUGUGAUCCGCGAAUACUAUGCCUACGCCAAGAACUUGACCACCCAGCAGAUAGAGACACACAUUAAGAAUAAAACACACCUCACCACCCUCAACAUUGUCAUUGUGGUCCUCUGCACCAUCAUCAUCCUUGAGAAUCUGCUGGUCCUGAUUGCCGUCUGCCGCAACAAGAAGUUCCACUCUGCCAUGUUUUUCUUCAUAGGAAACUUGGCAUUCUCUGAUCUGUUGGCCGGCUCGGCCUACAUAGCCAAUAUUUUUCUAUCAGGGUCAAGGACCUUUGAACUGGUGCCUGUGCAAUGGUUCAUCAGGGAAGGCACAGUGUUUAUUGCCCUGGCAGCUUCAGUCUUUAGUUUGUUGGCGAUAGCAAUAGAGCGCUAUAUUGCUAUCACCAAAGUCAAGGUGUACGGCUCCACCAAAACAUGCCGCAUGUUUCUCCUGAUUGGAGCUUGUUGGGUCACCUCCUUUCUGCUCGGAGGGCUUCCCAUCAUCGGCUGGAACUGCAUCUACAACCUCCCUGAAUGCUCAGCCGUACUGCCUCUCUACUCAAAGAAAUACAUCCUCUUUGUUGUCACCAUUUUCACCCUGAUACUGCUCUCUAUUGUCAUACUCUAUGUGAAGAUCUAUUUGAUUGUACGCUCCAGCCACCAGGAAGCGACCAACUCACAAGCCUAUUCCCUUUUGAAAACAGUCACAAUAGUGCUUGGGGUAUUCAUCAUGUGCUGGCUGCCAGCUUUUACCAUUCUACUCCUAGAUUCAUCCUGCAGGAUACAAUUCUGCCCCAUCCUCUCCAAAGCAGACAUCUUUUUUGGCUUUGCCACUCUGAAUUCAGCACUUAACCCAGUGAUAUACACACUGCGCAGCAAGGACAUGAGAAAGGAGUUCCUGCGUGUGUUGUGCUGCUGGGGGGUGCUGCAAAGUGGGCGGCCUUCUGACCGUUGUCUGGUCCCUCUAAAGAGCUCCAGCUCUCUGGAACACUGCACCAACAAACAUGAACACCAGACCACACCAAUCAUGCAAGACUGUACCACCUGUGUUUGAUAUGGUGUAAAUACAUCAUGUGAGAGACAGAGGGGAUGUGUGCAUAUGAAAUCAAGCAGGGAAGCUGUGAUAAGAUGGACAGAUGUUGAAGUGAAGCACACUCUGGGACUAAGAAGUCUGGUAAGGCUGGGACAGAGCCGUCUGCUGAGACACACUCUACAAUGCAGACGUUUUUUUCCUGUUACAAUCAAAAUUGUGUGAAUUCACAAUCAAAUUCACCCAGACAGAGACUGUAACGACAGAAUGUUUCAAGAGGAAAUCUGCUUCGUGGUGAAAAUGUUCAGAAAUGUGAAAAUUGCUUUUUCAUGGGUACUUCUGUUAAUUACUAUGGAGCAAACCAUUUUUCAUGUAUAUGCCAUCUUGUUUCGCAUUUCUUUCUUAGCAUGUACACCCUUAUUAAAUGCCAAAAAUACAAGCAUAACAUGCAUAAUAUCAUAGUUAUGAUGAGUUGUUUUGAGCCUUUCAAUAACUGUGUCAAUGCAAAGCUUGCAAAGUUGCACUUUGGAGAUUACUGUAAAGAUUGUUGUCCAUUGUAAGGUUUAACCACAUUACUCUCCUUCACUGUUAUGUUUCCACAUUAGGCCUAAAGAUUCACUGUUCAUUCUUUUCAGAGCCAGAGGCAGUGAUCAACUCCAAUGAGCACUCCGUGUUACAGAAGUCAAAUUACUAAGUGGCCCCUCAGAAAAACCAGGGCUAUAUAUUCUCUAUAUAACCUUGCUUAAACCAUUUGAUAAACUACCACAAACUUACAUAACCUGCUUACAUUUAAUGCAUGAAAUUCUAACUUAUUUGUAAGUGCUAAUAUGUACAAUAUAAUCUAAGCUCCAGCUUUCAUCACUAACACCCCUUCCCUCAUUUGUCCUCAUAAUCUGUCCUUCUUGCUUUUAGUGUUGUCUUUUGUAUCUUAACAGUUUCCGUCGAGGAAGGCCUAAUCAGAAAGCACAUUUCCUUAAGUGAGUUGGCACUGAUGUAUUUUACUCAAUGACAGCUGUCCUGCAGCUUUGACUCACGGGACCGGUGUCCUGACAGUGUUGUAGCAGCAAUGUGCUGUCUCUGUUUGUGCCUUCCUCCUGAGUAAAAAGGCUGAAUGUACGUAUGAAGUGUUUGGGGCUUGUGCUCCAUUGUUGACAGUAUUAUUGAUCAUUUUGAACUACCAAGGCCUUGACAAGCAGAGAGUGGGAUGACCAGGGUAGGUCACUCUCACUGUGAAGUCUUAAAUAGUGCCGAGAACAAAAAUUGGUUGUGAACAUCCUGGUCUAAUUUGCUAGCCAUAUGCCUUUUGCAACUAAAGAUGUACACACAUCUCAUCUUUCCAAAGACCCCUUACCUCCUCGACAAAAUAGGAGAAUAUCCAGUUUCAAACACACAGGAGGGAUCUGCCUUCCUGGGAGGUCAGCUUCAUCCUCAUUCUCUGACAUCCUACAACAUGCAGCUUCCUUAAACUGUAGGAAGUCCUGUUUUUCGUUGUCCGGUUCCUGUUGUUCAGGGUUACACUAACCUUCUUCCUGUAGACACCGAAUUAAAACUCUUCUCUUUGUCAGUGUUCUUUAUAUUGACUUUUAAAUUUAGAUGGCCAAGUAUAAAUGGUGAAAAGCACUUUGGCAGCUUCAGUGAUGUUUGCUUUCUCCCAAUUUAUUUUUUCAGAUGGAAAGGUGUUUUAAUAUGUGUACCUAUGACUUCAUUGUAUGUCUGACUUUGAUUUUUUAUGAUAAAUAUAUGAAUAACUAUGUAUGUUUGUAAGUAUGUAUCUAUGUACAGUGUGUAUGAUUUUAUGUUGUAUGAAAUGUCUCGUGUGCAAUAGCCUUGUGUGUCAAGUAGCACGCUGCCUGUGUUAAAGUGGUACAAACACUAAUGUAGGUACAUAAACAUUUAGUUUUUUGCAUUACAGUUUUAUAAAAUAAAGGAAAAAUGUAUUGUGCGUUCAAA